Molecule: messenger RNA, 2091 nt
Organism: Protobothrops mucrosquamatus (brown spotted pit viper)
Lineage: Eukaryota; Metazoa; Chordata; Lepidosauria; Squamata; Viperidae
Gene: RLIG1
Product: chromosome unknown C12orf29 homolog
Exons: 7
Coding region: 92-1063 (323 amino acids)
Biological process (GO): response to reactive oxygen species
Molecular function (GO): RNA ligase (ATP) activity
Source: RefSeq, a predicted model, not a curated record
CGGCCUCCAGGUUGGCUAGGAAGCGGCUUGCAGCAGUUGAGAAUUGGAGGCUUCCCGCUCGCAGGGGGCGAAGGGACGCGUUCUUGGGGCCAUGAGCCGCCUGGGCUCGGUGCAGCAGAAGGUGCCCUGCCUCUUCGUGACUCAAGUGAAGGAGGAGCCCUCGGCCAAGCGGGAGCGCCAGUCUUUUAAAGUGUUGGCCACCAACUCAAUUAGUAAGAAGGCUUUAGCUGCAGAUAUAUACAAUGCAAUCCCAACAGAAAAGGUGGAUGGAACUUGCUGUUAUAUAACUACAUACAAAGGUCAUCCCUAUCUUUGGGCCCGACUUGAUAGAAAACCGAACAAGCAAGCCGAGAAGAAGUUUAAACAGUUUAUGUACUCAGCAGAACACUCAAAAGGAUUUACAUGGAAUAUUGAAGAAGAUUUCAGGUCUGUCCCUGAAUGCUGGAUUCCAGCCAAGGACAUAGAGUACUACAAUGGAAAGCCUUUUCCUGAUGAAAAUGGACACAUUCCAGGUUGGGUGCCAGUAGAAAAAAACAGCAAACUAUAUUGUUGGCAUUCUUCUGCUGUUGAUUACGAGUAUGAACUCGCUCUCAUUCUGAAGCAUCAUGCUGAAGAACCUGAUCUUCUAGAAAUCUGUCCAGUACCUUUAAUUGAGAUUACAGAGCAGACGCUGGAACUUAUUGGAACAAAUAUUAAUGCAAAUCCAUAUGGUUUAGGAAACAAGAAACAUCCUGUACACCUUCUUGUACUACAUGGAACAUUUAAGAUUAAAAAUGCACCAUCAAUAAAUCGCAAUGAUAUAUUAACUUGGCUUGAUGGAUGCAAAGAGGGGAAGAUAGAAGGAAUUGUGUGGCAUUGUCCUGAUGGAAAUUUAAUCAAGCUACACAGACAUCAUCUUGGCUUAUCCUGGCCAAUUGCAGAUCCUUCUUUGACGUCAAAACCAGUUACUGUCACUUUCUGUAGAGCCAAGUACAACUUUGAACCAAAGACUCUUUUUCAUUAUUUUUCAAAGUUGGAUGGACACAGAUUUAAUAGUCUUAGAGAUAUAAUAAGUGACUUAUGACCAGGUCUCUUCAGAAAAAACAUUGAACCAUCUGUAUGUUUGCUUCUUCAUUUAUAAUAAGCUAAAGAUAUGUAAAAUGUUUGUUGAAGUGUAAUAUAAAUUAUAUUAUAUCUAUACAUGCUUGACUGUAAAAUUAUAAUUAUACACACACACACACGUAUGUACAUACAGUAUAUACAUACAGUACAUAACUGAACAAACUAGUAGAAGCUAUAAAGAAAACCUUAACUUAUCAGCACUUUUAUUGUUUCAGUCCCUAAAUGUGAAAUACACAACAUGUUUUUAUUCAAGCAGUGAAAGUUAAGUAUUAGUCUCACAGGUUCUUUUAGUUUUAAAUGUACAAAUACUUCAUUUUUUAAAAAAAACUAAUAGUAUGUCCAUUUUUGCUGGCACGGUAAUAUUUAACCUUAGUAGAUUCUAUGUAGUGAAGGCAUAAAAAAGAUGGAAACUUAGAAAUUAUUAUAGAAACUAUAUAACUUCAUAGCAAGAUCUUGUAGUUUAUGUGCUGCUACCAGUAUUGGAGAAUAUAAUAUUUCAAUAUUAAUCAGUCAUGAAUAGUGUAAGUAAACCAUUUUACUUAAAAUACAUAGAAUCAGUCUGAUUCUUUGCUUCUAUGCAUUUUUAUAGAAAGGAACACUUGCACUAAUUAUGAACAGUUAAGGAAGCAACUCCCCAUUCUGGCAUCUCUUUUAAAAUGUUUAGCUAAGAUCCUUCAUUUAUAAAGGGAUUUUAAUUAUCUUAAAUAACUUUAUAACAUUUGAAGUAGAACUUUAUUUACAUUAGGAUCAUGAACAGAUAUCUGCUUAUACAGUGACUUAUUCUUCUAUGGCCCCUUUGGGGCUCCUAAAAUCUGAUGUAGAACAUUUAAUUUUCUGAAGCAGAUAUAAGGAGACACAACUCUAGUCCUGUCAAAACAAAGCAGCAUUUUAUCAUAUUCAAGAACAUCUUAACUAAUGAAAAAUGAUCUUGAAGUUUGUAACACUUUUAUUCAACAUAACGUAUCUUAAACAUUUUAAAUUAGGAAUGUA